This is a messenger RNA of Naegleria lovaniensis, 1620 nucleotides long. RefSeq lists its product as uncharacterized. The transcript is spliced from 2 exons. Gene Ontology annotation, cellular component: endoplasmic reticulum membrane. The record is from RefSeq and is a predicted model, not a curated record. The coding region runs from base 1 to 1620 and encodes 539 amino acids. Gene Ontology annotation, biological process: regulation of signal transduction. Lineage: Eukaryota; Heterolobosea; Eutetramitea; Acrasida; Naegleriidae.
AUGAAAAAGCAUUUUUCUUUGAUGGUUCUGUUAUUAUUGGUGAUGAGUGUUGCCUCUGCCCUCCUCACAACAACUACUCUGGCAGCAACACAACAAGAUACAACCAUUGAUGCUUUCAGGCUUAUCCAAUAUGAUAAAGGGACCCAACCAUUUGGUUGUCGUAUAACUGGAUUGAAUUCUCCGAUUACCACCCCAAAGCUAGGAGCCUCGUCUGCUCUUUCCGCUGCUCGAAAUGUCAUCAUGAUAAAAAUUGAAGAAUUGUUAUCAUCGAACAAGACAAGUAUUCAAACUAUUUUAAAUAGAGAAGAUGUGAGCGGAGUGUUGAUUGUACUUCCACCCAAUGAUGAAAUUUCUACAAAUUCAAUUGACCAAUUCAAAACCAUUGAAAAACAAUUUUUAAUCUCUACAUUUGAUAAGCCAAUUUAUUUCAUUUUCCAGAAUGAAAAAACUGCUGAAAUGUUAAGCUAUUUUGAACAUUUGAAUGAAUUUUCACUGUUGAGUGAGUCCUAUCAAGCAGUUGUUUCGGAAGGAGAAGCAAAGCCAAUUGACCAAACACCUGUUGUUAAUCUCUUCUCUACAUUACAUGGCAAGCCAAGCGAAAAGUCUCAAACGAUUGGAAUUGUUGCUCAUUAUGACUCUAUUAGUUCAAUUCCAGGUUUAGUAACAACUUUCAGUGCUGAUGGUAGUGGAAUGAUUGGCUUGUUGGAAAUUUCAAGAUUAUUCCAAAAACUCUAUUCAACACCAUCGACAAAAGCCUCUCAUAAUUUAUUAUUUAUUUUAACUGGUGGAAGUAGAUUGGGUUAUGCUGGUACCAAACACUGGAUCAAACAAACAGAUCCGAGAUUGGUAAAUCAAUUAGACUUUGUUUUGUGUUUAGAUAGUCUCACUUCACAUGUUGACAAUGAUUCCUUCAAGUUAUUUAUGCACAUUUCUGAAAAGACCAAUGACAAGAAUGUGAUUAAUUUGUACAAACAUUUUGUGCAGACUGCAAAACAAUUACAGAUUGAUCUUCAAUUUAUUGAAAAGAAGAUUGAUAGAGAAUUAGUUUGGGAACAUGAAGUUUUCGCCAAGAAGGGAAUUGUGUCUGCAACAAUUUCUACACAAUCUGUGCCAUCUUCGUCAAUGUUGACAAGAACCAAUUCAUUAGAUAUUUCUAAAGUAGAUAUUGACCAAUUGAGAAAAUCUAUCAAAUUAAUUGCUGAAUCAUUGGCUCGUCAUCUCUAUGAUAUUGAUCAUCAUAUUAGAUUUUUUGAAGAUGAAAAUGAUAAAUUUAUCAGAGCGUUCAUUAAGAAUAUGGAAAGUACCUCAAGAUUUACACCAAUCCUUUCGAAAGAGAGCGAUUUAGUCAAAGCACUUAAAUUGACUCUUCAACAAUUUUCAACCAAUGACCAAGUGGUUCAAACACAAGAUUUCCUGUUGAGUAAUUCUGCGUACAAAUUCUAUACGAAUACCAAAGUUAAAUUAUCUCUUCUCAAAGUAACACCCAUUGCAUUUGAUUUGAUACUCAUUUCUUCAGUAAUUAUUUAUUUAUUAUUCUUACACGUGGUACUUGUGGGACCCAAGCAAGUGGUGAAUAACAUUGCUUCAUUAUUUGAAAAGCAAGAAAGAAAACGAAAGUAG